AUGCCGCCGGGGCCGGCCCCGGCGGAGGCGCGGCGGCGUACGACGUGUCAUGGUGUGGUGGGGGUCAGAAGCGAGAAGGGGGUGCGGGUUGUGGUUGCCGCGUCCGGGUACUCGGUUGCAGAGGGAGGCAGGCGGGCGGGCGCUCGGUCGGUCGGUCUGUUGCUGGUCGGCAGGCAGGAACCAGAAGCAAAAAGGGAUGAAGCGACACUCUCUAACUCAAAACUGUCAGAUCAGGAGGGCUGCAAUUGUACCAAGGCAGCGAAGGCAAGAGGACACAAAACUCGGCUCAAUACACAGACACGUCUAUCACGGCGUUGCUCUCGUUUCCACGCUUCACCGCUCCACGCUUCACCGGUUCAGACAGCUUCAGACUGUAGUCAGAGGCACAAACACGAGACCGGCCCCCCCCACAUUAGCGGCACACGUAGAACACAGAACGCAGAAAGUCAGGGAACUCGGGGAACUCAGAGGACACAGGGAAUUCAGAGAGCCCAGAGAGCGAGACAGAGGUACGGUACUGGCUCAGUCACGCGCACACUCGCAGCGUUUCGUUGUUUCCACCGGCUCACCCGUCAAUUCGAAGUGGUAGUCCGUAUCACGCACAGUUGA
Zygotorulaspora mrakii is the source of this 609-nucleotide messenger RNA. RefSeq lists its product as uncharacterized. The transcript has a single exon. NCBI's taxonomy places the organism in Eukaryota, Fungi, Ascomycota, Saccharomycetes, Saccharomycetales, Saccharomycetaceae. The record is from RefSeq and is a predicted model, not a curated record. The coding region runs from base 1 to 609 and encodes 202 amino acids.